AUGUCGAGUCGAGCAUAUCUAAACUACACAUACGAUGCGUAUGCAAUGCACACAAAAACACCACACACACACCAGUACAGCUCAGCAACAAAGAUAUUAAGUGCUGAAAAUAGAUUAGAACCAAAUAAAAAUAAAACAAUAAUCAUUAGCGGUAGGCAACGAAGCGAUGUGUGGAGCUAUUUUUCACAAAAAGAAAACGUAAAAGCAGUUUGUAAUAUCUGCAAAGCUGAAAUUUCGUUUAAGAGUACAAUAACUAAUUUAAAAAGCCACCUGAAAAGGAAGCACGUAGGCGUUUAUACAGAACUUGUUUCCAAAAAUUGUGCAAAUGAUAAUUCGCAGAAUAGCAGCGGAUCAGUAAUACCUCUUGAGUCUGAAACAGCCACCAUUAACACCGAAAGCGCAGAAACGAUUCCUCAGCCAAAUGUAUCCGUACCGGUAAUACCUUCAGCAUCCAGCGGCCAAAAUCGAGUAAAACGGCAACGAACAAUUGGCUCCUACAUUGCUAAAGAAAUAACUUCACACCAAAAGAAUCUAAUUGAUCGGGAUCUUCUCGAUUUAUUUGUGAAGGAAUUUCAUCCAUUUAGUAUUGUUGAAGAACCUUCCUUUCGGAAGGUCAUCAAAUGGAUUCCCGGAUAUGAACUUCCUUCAAGGAAGACAAUUUCAACAACAAUGAUACCUGCCCUGUAUCAAAGCUGUGUUGAAAAUGUUCGAGAUUUGGUGUCACGCGAGGCAAUAUCUGUUUGCUUGACGACAGACUGCUGGACAUCUGCCAACAAUGAGAAUUAUAUGGCAACAACCGCUCAUUUCAUAACUGAAGGGUUUACGUUUAAGACUGUAUUAUUGAAAUGCUCUUAUUUAAGUGGGAGUCAUACGGCCGUUCAUCUCGCGGAGGAGAUAAAAAAUAUAAUAUUGGAAUGGAAUUUAGAGGGAAAGGUAAAUUAUGCUAUUUCGGAUAAUGCAACAAAUAUUACAAAAGCGUUAGCUGAUAUAUUGAGUUUGAAGCAUUAUGGCUGCUAUGCCCAUAGCCUUAAUUUAAUUAUUCAACGAGCUCUUAAGGAACUGGAGCCAACACUAGAAAAAAUUAAAAAAAUCGUAACGUUUUUUAAAAGAAGUUCGUUGAACAAUGAGAAACUCUUGAAAUUUCAAAUAAAUUCAGGUGUUUCUCAACCAAAACGUUUGAUUCAGGAUGUGAGUACGAAGUGGAAUUCUACCUUUUAUAUGCUACGUCGGUUCAUAGAGCUAGAGGAGGCAAUACGAGCGACUAUAGCUUUAGUUGACAGGAAUUUGCCCGUUCUCACAGGAGAGGAAUGGAAGACCUGCAAGGAAGUGUGCAACAUAUUGAGCCCAUUCGAAGAAAUGACAAAUUCGAUGAGUGGCGAAAAAUACAUGACAGGAAGCGCCGCGAUUGUGGUCACCCGGUGUCUUAAAGGUGUUUGCGAACGGUUUGCCCGAAAUUCUACCUUCUCUGCAGCGACAGAAAAAGUUGUCAGCUCAUUACGUCGGGAAUUGACUGAUCGAUUUGGAAAUAUAGAAAAAAUUAUCCCGCUGGCGAUUUGCACCCUUCUAGAUCCCAGAUAUAAGCAUCAUGUUUUUCAAGAUGAUUCUGCACUUUCCGCGGCUAAAACUUUUUAG
Messenger RNA from Hermetia illucens (black soldier fly), 1632 nucleotides. Its product is annotated as E3 SUMO-protein ligase ZBED1-like. The record is from RefSeq and is a predicted model, not a curated record. The coding region runs from base 1 to 1632 and encodes 543 amino acids. Gene Ontology annotation, molecular function: DNA binding. The transcript is spliced from 4 exons. NCBI's taxonomy places the organism in Eukaryota, Metazoa, Arthropoda, Insecta, Diptera, Stratiomyidae.